Passer montanus (Eurasian tree sparrow) is the source of this 1614-nucleotide messenger RNA. RefSeq names its product cytochrome b561. The transcript has 5 exons. Gene Ontology annotation, molecular function: oxidoreductase activity. Gene Ontology annotation, cellular component: lysosomal membrane. The coding region runs from base 253 to 1014 and encodes 253 amino acids. NCBI's taxonomy places the organism in Eukaryota, Metazoa, Chordata, Aves, Passeriformes, Passeridae. The record is from RefSeq and is a predicted model, not a curated record.
GGACAGAAGGACCGGACAGGAGUCCAGGAGCAGGCAGCAGGUGCGGGAGCAGGGGAUGGGUGUGCCGUGGCGGCUGGGAGCCACCUCCAGGUGUGGGUGACGCAGCCAGAGCAGGAAGCGUCCGGCUCCGUGGCAGGUGAGGGUGGAGCAGAGGCGACAGACGCUGCUCAGAGCCGGACCUUAGCCCAGGUCCGGCCAGCCGGGACCCGCUGUGGCUUCGCUGCCCCCUGAUCUGUGUCCCUGCAGGCUGCCAUGGACGGGGCCCCGCCGCCCUCCAGCCCCAGUGGGCUCUCGGCGUACGUGGCCGUGUCGCAGCUGCUGGGCCUGACGCUCCUGGCCACCACGGGUGCCUGGCUGGGCCGCUACCGGGGCGGCGUGGCCUGGCACAGCCCCCUGCAGUUCAACGCCCACCCUCUGUGCAUGGUGCUGGGCAUGGUGUUCCUCCAAGGUGACGCUCUGCUGGUGUACCGGGUGUUCAGGCACGAAGCCAAGCGCUCCACCAAGGCACUGCACGCCUUGCUCCAUGGCCUGGCCCUGGUCAUCGCCCUGGUGGGCAUCAUCGCUGUCUUCGAGUCACACCGGGCUAAGGGCAUCCCUGACAUGUACAGCCUGCACUCCUGGUGUGGCAUGGCCACCUUCGUGCUCUACCUCCUGCAGUGGCUCCUGGGCUGUGGUUUCUUUCUGUUCCCUGGUGCCUCGUUCUCGCUGAGAGGGUGGUACAAGCCCCAGCACAUCUUCUUUGGCAUCACCCUCUUCAUCCUCUCCAUCACCUCCUGCUUGUUGGGCAUUACUGAGAUGCUCCUCUUCAACAUCAGUGACUCCUACAGCCACUUUGUGCCUGAGGGCAUCCUGGCCAACACGCUGGGGGUGCUGCUGGUGGCCUUUGGGCUGGUGGUGGGCUACGUGCUGACCCGGGAGGAGUGGAAGCGCCCACCCCUGGCAGAGGAGAUGGCCCUGUCCAUGGACUUCAAGACCCUGACAGAGGGAGAGAGCCCUGGUGGUGGCAGCCAGUGACACCUGCAGCUCCUGGUCUCCAGCACGGGCUCCUUGUGAUGUCUGAAAUGUUCUGUGCACCUUGUCCCUGGUGCUUUGCAUCUCUGCCCAGCCCAGGGUGACGAGGACAGCUGGGGAAGGACACGCUUGGUGCAAUGCUGCCUGCUGGACUCAGCUUGGCUUGGCCUCAAUCAUCCUGAGCUCUGCCCUGUCCAGGCCCUGGUGACCCCUGAACCCAUCCCAGCCCCGUGGGAAUGGCAGUGCUGUGGGAAUGGGCAGGGCAGGGGCUGGCAGGGGCACGAGGGAGAGGAGUCCCUGGGCUCUUCCUCUUCCCUGCUCUGGGGACGGAGUGGGAGCAGAGAUUUCUGCACUGUGGACCAAAGCCUCCAGGCUGUUCCCAGUGCUGAUGGGCAGAGGGGAUGUUUGCCACCACUGGGAUGUCCCACUCACUGGCAGCCCCUCACCCUCAGCAUGGCCAUGUGGGGGGGAUGCUCCCCUAAAGGGCUCCUGGGGGUUCGGAGUGACCCUGUGCCUGUGCAGGUUCAGCAGCUUCGUGUCUGAAGUGUUUUCUCCCCACGCGUGAUGUGUUUGCUCAGUGGAUGCUCCUGACCUAAUAAAUGU